AUGAGUACUAUAGACGUUAUAGAAUUAUCUCAAGAAGAGAUGGAUGCCGUGAUAUAUGAUUCAAGAGAAGGUGAUUUAACCACUCUUAAAGAAAUAUUCGAAGAAAUCGGAUCAGAAGCCUUACUUACAAUCAAAGAUGAUAUAACUUUGAGUACUCCAUUACAUAUGGCUGCUGGAAAUGGUCAUUUAGAAGUAGUUAAAUACUUUUUAACAUUAUUAUCUAAAGAAGAAGCGAUUAAAUAUGCUUCUAUACCAAAUGAAAGUGGGAACACUGCUUUACAUUGGGCUGCAUUCAGUGGUCAUUUACCUGUUGUGGAGUUAUUAGUUGAAGAAUAUCAAUGUGAUGUAUUUUUAAAGAAUAAAUCAAAUCAUGAUGCUAUAUUUGAAGCUGAAAAUAAUAAUCAAACUGAAGUUGAGAAUUGGUUUUUAAAGAAAUUUGCCGUAGAGGAUGAUUUCAAAAUCGAAGAAGAUGGCGAUGAAACUAAGAUUACUUAUACUCCAGGAUCUGAAUCUAAAGAAGCCGAUGAACGUGCUGCAAAAGCAAAGCAAGAAGAAGAAGAUAAACAAAAGGAAAUACAAGAAAAGACUGAGAAGUUGGAGUUAUAG
This is a messenger RNA of Scheffersomyces coipomensis, 606 nucleotides long. RefSeq lists its product as uncharacterized. Gene Ontology annotation, molecular function: protein binding. Bases 1 to 606 code for a protein of 201 amino acids. Lineage: Eukaryota; Fungi; Ascomycota; Pichiomycetes; Serinales; Debaryomycetaceae. The transcript has a single exon. The record is from RefSeq and is a predicted model, not a curated record.